Molecule: messenger RNA, 265 nt
Organism: Fulmarus glacialis (Northern fulmar)
Lineage: Eukaryota; Metazoa; Chordata; Aves; Procellariiformes; Procellariidae
Product: E3 ubiquitin-protein ligase TRIM63-like
Exons: 2
Molecular function (GO): zinc ion binding
Source: RefSeq, a predicted model, not a curated record
CAGACCGCUGAAGAAGGGGGAGCACCCCAUGUGCAAGGAACACGAGGACGAGAGGAUCAACAUCUACUGCGUCACCUGCGAGGUCCCCACCUGCUCCAUGUGCAAAGUUUUCGGCGCCCACAAGGACUGCGAGGUCGCUCCCCUGCAAACUGUCUUCCAGGGCCAGAAGACUGAGCUGAACAACUGCAUCUCCAUGCUGGUGGCGGGGAACGACCGGAUCCAGACGAUCAUCUCCCAGCUGGAGGACUCGUGCCGGAGCACCGAG